Betta splendens (Siamese fighting fish) is the source of this 4793-nucleotide messenger RNA. RefSeq names its product protein kinase C beta type-like. The coding region runs from base 1746 to 3356 and encodes 536 amino acids. NCBI's taxonomy places the organism in Eukaryota, Metazoa, Chordata, Actinopteri, Anabantiformes, Osphronemidae. The transcript has 14 exons. The record is from RefSeq and is a predicted model, not a curated record. Gene Ontology annotation, biological process: protein phosphorylation. Gene Ontology annotation, molecular function: diacylglycerol-dependent serine/threonine kinase activity; zinc ion binding; ATP binding.
CUGCACAGACAGCGGCUCUGCGCCCCGUCUGCACACAAAUCAACUCUGACACUGAUUGGAAAAUGAAUUCAAGGAAAUAUAUUUGGAAAUGUAUAAACGGAAUUUAUAUAGAACAGCACUAGAAAUAAAAAUAUACCAGCGACUCUGAAUGAGUGGCCAGAGUGGUCCACCAUCAUACUUUAUUUCCAGGCUUUUGCUGAAAAGGUAUUAGACAUGUUACAGUUCCACAAAGUGUUUAUUUCAUUAUAAUGGACUUUUAUGCAGCUUCUUUUUCGGGUCUCCGUCUGAAGUGAAGGUUCAUUUUGGCUCAUGAGCUGUGAAACGCAGUGACUAAGCUGCUUUGUUCGUCUGCCAGCUGCAGAGAAAACCUAAACACACUGUAGCGGUGCGGUUUGAAACGUUUUACUCGUACGAUCCAAAACGUCAGCGUUGGAAAUGCACCUGCACGCGUUUGAUCCGAGUGUGUCCGUGGACGGGAUGUCGCAGGGAUGUUUCAGAGCAGGUUGGCGCUGCAGCGGUCUGUGCCGUGCAGAGGUGAGCUCAGCGGCGCCAAACUGGGGUCAUGGGGUCAGACAUCCAGAAUGAUCCUGGAGGAGAACCAGAAUCGACGCUGGCAUUUUUAAUAUGGACCCCCAACAUUAAAAUAGCUCACUUUAUCUUAAGCCUCAGGAUUUCUCCGUUCCCUGCUUUUAACAAAAGGUUGGUCUCUGCUGCGCUUAAACCUCAGCUUUAACCGCCAUGUGUGACAACGCUGAGCUGACAAGAGUAGGAACCAGAAGAAACUGGGUGAAAGUUGUUCCAUUUACAUGAUUUACAUGAACAAAUUACAAUACGCUGUAAAACUAGCUUUGACUUGCAGUAGUGGAAAUGCACACAAUGAGGAAAUAUUCUGCAAAUAAACUGAGUACCUAAGGAUAAUUUGGAUGUUCAAUGAAGAUCUAUAUUUGUUGUGUUGGUACCGACAAAUAACCGCCUUCCCCUGAAGCUCUAAUGAUCCUUCUCAUCGGCACUCUCUACUUCUACUCUGACCUGGGUCCGAUGGAAUCCUCAUUCUCUCUGACCCUCAGCUGAGCUGCUGAGACAUGUCGUCUUCUGUAGCAUUAAACGCGCUCUUCCUGGGGCAUCCCUCCUCUGAAGGUAUUAACCUUUCGAUAGUAAGUGUAGCUGAGCAGGCAGAUGGCAGCGUAAAGAUGUAUAAAUGAAUAAUGUGUUCAGUGCCCCGGCUGACAGCUUUGGAAAAUCUACCCAAUGAAAUGUUACAAAUAGGAAACACACACAGCAGCAGAUGCCGUCUAACUUGGCACCUCUGCAACACCUCCAACACCUCAUCAGUGGAGGUGUUGGAUGAGGUGACGUCUGGAGCAGCCUGACACCUAGUGGACGCACUGGGCAACUACAUGGGCUCAAAGUCUACAAUUAAUUAAUUCAUUUUUAUGCUUGAUGCUAUUAUUAGUUCAGUGCUGUCUUAAUAUCCUAGUUUAUGACAGACCUUUGUUCCACUUAUCAUUUAGGUGUAGUUGUGAUCGGACUGAACUUUAUAAAAAAAUUAUUAAAAUGACACAAAUUAACCAAAUAAGCUUGAGUUUUCAGAUAUCAACAUUGUGUAGAGAGUCGACACUGAGACCGAGCAGUGACCAGAUCUCAAAGAAGCUUGAAAAACUAGUAGGAAUGCUGGUGUCUCAAAACUACAUGUAAAAAGAUGAAGCAGUUGGUCUGUAAUCUGAGGAUGUCCAGCUAAAGACUGUAUGAUGAACAUCCACAAGCGCUGCGUGGCCAACGUCCCGAGCCUGUGUGGGACAGAUCACACCGAGAGGAGAGGACGCAUCCAUAUCUCUGCCCGGAUCACCGAGGACACCCUGCUUGUCACCAUCAAAGAGGCUAAGAACCUGGUGCCCAUGGACCCAAACGGCCUUUCAGACCCAUACGUCAAGCUCAAGCUGAUCCCAGAUCCCAAGAGUGAGAGCAAGCAGAAGACCAAAACCAUCAAAUGUUGCCUGAACCCCACCUGGAACGAGUCCUUCACCUUCAACCUCAAAGAAAGUGACAAGGACCGUCGUCUCUCCGUGGAAGUGUGGGACUGGGAUCUGACCAGCAGGAAUGACUUCAUGGGGUCCCUGUCCUUUGGGAUCUCAGAGCUCCAGAAACAGGGCAUCGACGGAUGGUACAAACUGCUGUCUCAGGAGGAGGGAGAAUACUUCAACGUUCCCGUUCAGCCUGAUGGGGAGGACGGUAACGAGGAGCUGCGACAGAGGUUGGAGAGAGCGCGAGUGGGUCCAGGGAAGCCCACAGAUUCCUCCUCCUCCUCCUCCUCAGUCUGCAAGUUUGACAGCAAUGGCAACCAGGACCGCGUCAAGCUCUCCGACUUCAACUUCAUCAUGGUUCUCGGCAAAGGCAGCUUCGGCAAGGUGAUGCUCGCGGAGAGGAAAGGUACCGACGAGUUGUACGCCAUCAAGAUCCUGAAGAAGGACGUGGUGAUCCAGGACGAUGAUGUGGAGUGCACCAUGGUGGAGAAGCGGGUUCUGGCUCUGUCUGGGAAACCACCCUUCCUCACUCAGCUGCACUCCUGCUUCCAAACAAUGGACCGACUGUACUUUGUGAUGGAGUAUAUAAAUGGAGGAGACCUGAUGUACCACAUCCAGCAGGUUGGAAAGUUCAAGGAGCCUCACGCUGUCUUCUAUGCUGCAGAGAUCGCCAUCGGGCUCUUCUUCCUCCACUCCAAAGGCAUCGUGUAUCGGGAUCUGAAGCUGGACAACGUGAUGCUGGACGCCGAGGGCCAUAUAAAGAUCGCCGACUUUGGCAUGUGCAAAGAAAACAUGUUCGACGGCGUCACCACCAAGACGUUCUGUGGAACACCUGACUACAUAGCACCAGAGAUCAUCGCGUAUCAGCCCUAUGGGAAAUCUGUGGACUGGUGGGCCUUUGGAGUGCUUCUCUAUGAAAUGCUGGCUGGACAGCCUCCUUUCGACGGUGAGGAUGAAGAUGAGCUGUUCCAGUCGAUCAUGGAGCAUCACGUCUCUUACCCUAAAUCCAUGUCCAAAGAAGCUGUCGCCAUCUGCAAGGGGCUGAUGACCAAACACCCGGGGAAGCGUCUGGGCUGCGGUCCAGAAGGGGAGCGGGACAUCAAAGAACACGCCUUCUUCCGCUACAUAGACUGGGAAAAGCUGGAGAGUAAAGAGGUCCAACCACCUUUCAAACCUAAAGCUUGUGGGCGUGACGCGGAGAACUUUGAUCGCUUUUUCACACGCCACCCCCCAGAGCUGACCCCCCCAGAUCAGGAUCUUAUAUCCAACCUGGACCAGGAAGAAUUCCAAGGCUUCUCAUUUGUUAACCCUGAGUACCCUCACACAACCCACUGACCAUGCUACAUAUCACCGGGCCGCUAUAGUUAACCCCCCAUGCCUCAAAAACAUGCAAGAUGUUUAAAGAUGUCACAUCCAGGCUGCAGUCAGCAGAGGGAACUGUUCACUUUUGGGAAAUAGGCUUGUUUGAUUUCUUUGCCAAAGUAAGAUGAACAGGCUGGUUCGUCCAGUGUUUGGUCUGGAGCAAGAGUCAGGGGCGAUUGUUAGCUUAGCAUAAAGCCUGCGAGGAGCCAAGACCCCUCACACAGUAGGUUCUCCUAUCUGACUAAAAGAAAUGAACACUGCAUAUUUCCCCAAAUGCUCAAAUAUUCCUUUAUUAAGACUUGGAUAAAACAGCAAAGAGGUGCUCAAAUGCUAGGAAUUGGAAGAGACGCUCAGAUAUCCACGUUCUGUUUCCAGAGACGCCACUGUCCUCAGUUUACUGUGAUUUAGCAUGUUCCACUGCUGCUGCAGACACGUUCACUCCCGAACCUGCUCUGUCUGUGUCGAACACCUUGUGACUGUAAAUUGACUUUAACGACCUAUCAGUAAUAUUGAUGAGUGUACUAUGAUCACAUAUUGGUAAUAUUCAUACAGUGUAAGUGAAAACUGACCAACUGCUUUGCUAUAAUUGUUUGAGUACUAAUCAGUUUUCUAAUGUUGACUUUACUUUUGUCUAUAGGACCAAAUACUUUAUGUUCAGUCAGUGUUGUGGUGAGCUUUUCGGAACACUUUUGAAAUUUUAACCAGUCAGAGUAGAGACGUCUUUAAACAUGCAGUCUGCGUCGAGUUAGUGAUUUUUGAUUGACAGCUCUUCAUUUUUCUCACGUUUCUCCACAUGACACUGUGUUUUUAAUGACGGGGGCGUGUCUCAUACUAUCUCUGGAACACUUCACAUAUGACAGAGCCCUGUAGAAGCCUCGUGAAGCUGGUAGUGUAACUUAGGCAAACAGGUCCAGGAUGUCCAAAAGUGCCAAUACAGUAAAUCCAGUAAACUAUUGUCCUGAAUAACUGUGAUGAAGGGCAGCCAUCCUGUGCCAUGUUACAAUACAUGUAUGAUUACUAGAUUAUAGCUUAUUUGUUCACAAAUAAAACACCCAUGGAAAUGAGAUGUAAGGCAGGUUGUAUUAUUCUUUUGUUACUGUGUUAUGAUGCAGGGUAGUAACAAUGUGUCAAAUGUUCGUUGAGCUUGUAUCAAAAAGGAAGAAGGCGGCGUCAGAGAUUAGUUUCUGUUACUGUUUCCUGAAGGUUGUGAGUCUGCCAGGCGGCAAAAAGCUAGCGCUCAUUGUGACGGUUGUAACAGUGACGAAUCAGCAAUGGCAAAAACAUAUAUAUCGAAUUCUUUAUCACAGAGAUAUUUAGAUAACUUUUUUGGAUGAGAGGUUUUGUGGAUGUGUAACUGUCCUGUAUGACUGGAAGCUGAUAAUAUACUCACUGGUGCCUACCAGACUACUA